AUGCCAACUGGUACCGCAUUUACGCCAUCUAUUGGCACUCUAUCUACAACAACAUCGUCUGGUACGGCAUCAACGCCAAAAACUAAUAUUACUAUAUCUACACCAAUAUCUACCAGCACUACAACUUCGACAACAACUACAACAUCUACUGUAACUAAUGGAACCCAAACGUCAACUGUUACAGUUAAUACACCCAAUUCUCCAGUAACUACUGGAACCCAAACGUCAACAGUUACAGUUAAUACACCAACUUCACCAGUAACUAGUGGAACCCAAACGUCAACUGUUACAGUUAAUACACCAACUUUACCAGUAACUAAUGGAACCCAAACGUCAACUGUUACAGUUAAUACACCCAAUUCUCCAGUAACUACUGGAACCCAAACGUCAACAGGUACAGUUAAUACACCGACUUUACCAGUAACUAGUGGAACUCAAACGCCAACAGGUACAGUAACAACACCACCAUUAACUGGAGCAACAAAUGGAACC
Messenger RNA from Lottia gigantea (owl limpet), 492 nucleotides. RefSeq lists its product as hypothetical. The record is from RefSeq and is a predicted model, not a curated record. NCBI's taxonomy places the organism in Eukaryota, Metazoa, Mollusca, Gastropoda, Lottiidae. The annotation marks the transcript as partial. The transcript is spliced from 2 exons.